Pyricularia oryzae 70-15 is the source of this 3418-nucleotide messenger RNA. RefSeq lists its product as uncharacterized. Lineage: Eukaryota; Fungi; Ascomycota; Sordariomycetes; Magnaporthales; Pyriculariaceae. Bases 698 to 1969 code for a protein of 423 amino acids. The record is from RefSeq and is a predicted model, not a curated record. The transcript has a single exon.
UGCCAUACAAGGCUUUUUUUUUCUCUCUUUCUCGCUUGACAAUUUUCUUCCGGUGGUUUUUUAUUUCCACAAGAGCUUCCGACCCUACUCGAAACUGCGGCGAAGAAGCUCGGUUGACGUGAUUUUUUCUUCUCUCAAAACUUGUGACUAUUAGGUGCACGGUUCAGUUUAUUGGCAAACAUCUACAUCGAUAGGGUGAAAUUAUUUUUUUCGAGUAACUUCAUGUUAUUUGUUGAUUCAUCUUCGGACUCGUCCAUCAAGCCGCUCCUCCAACCCCUGCUAGACUUCCGUGGCCAGGCGUCAUCAGCCCAAACAACAUUAGUCGCUCGCUUCCGGUCUCCUGUCGGGGGUACUGCCACCCGCCUGCCACCUACCUUGCACAAGUAGCGCCCGACCCCGCCGCAACGAAUCGAUCAUCUGCGCCUAAAACCGCAGUCGCAUCUUGCGCUCUUCUGGAGCUGACCUGAACAACCUCGUGCUGACACCACGACGAUUACCAUCUUACAUUACAUUAUUUACUUCGCCUCACUUUACCCAUACCUCAUUCAAAUUCUCCCUUCUGUCGUUUCACUUUGCCAACGAACUCUAUUUCUGGGCUCAAAAACGGUUCGGCUUUGCGCCGUUUGAUUCUCAAUCACGUUGUUCCUCACGAGUGACGGAAGUGAACAUACAUCUAUGUCUCCUCAAUCAACCCGCAAUGCACCAAAAUAUCAAUGCCAACAACAGCCACCGCCGGCAGGGCCAGGGCAGGCGUCGCCAGAGCCGGAACACAACUCAGUCGCCAGCGACACGUAAAUACUAUGCAUCCGAGAACGACGUGGCCGACAUGCCAGUCGACGCUGCAUUCCAGAAAGAAAUGUUUACCUCCGGACCUCAAACACCGCGCAAAUUCAGCCCUCCCAGCCCGACGACUACUACGGAUUCCUCUCUGCAUCCGAACUCCCAGCCCAAGCAGCGAAGUGGCAACAAGAACAGAUCCAAGAACCAUACUGCUUCGCCAGGUCCCAUGAAGGGGGCACGUAAGACUCCGCCACCGACCGCGGUUUCGGCCAAGGGCCCAUCGGUUGCUGCCUUUGCCGGCGCAACGUUCCACGCUUCCCCGGCGCCUUCCUCGCUCCCGAUCCCCAGCUUCAUGGCAAAAUCUGUCCCCGACUCGCCGGGGGUUGCGCCGCCUGGAAGACUUUUCAACCCCGAACCUUCGCCACCCCCGACCGACUCUGAGAGGCCGACUCCGGUGAACAAGUCAGGUGUUGACAAGCUUACCCGGGAAGAGUCUCCACUCGACUUCUUCUUCCGCGCUGACAAGGCAGAGAAGGAGAGAGCGCGCCGAGCAAGCUCUGCGAAUGCGAUCACGGAUCUGCCUAUCGGGCCUUUCUCGCCGCCAUCGCAACCUCGUCUUCCCCGGGAAAAUGGCUCUGGGCCUUCUCGCGCAGGCGACAGCCCUUUGCAGCAUAGCCGGCGCACUCAGUUUCCGAUGAACCCUGCAGACGGACAUAUGGCGAACGAGUCCAGCAACACACCAGCAAAGAUGAUGGGCCCGGCGUUCUCAACUCCAUAUCAGGACCGUAUCAGGGCGGCAAGAUCUUCCGAAAAACCAGUCAGAGGCUCACACUUCAAUCAGCCGCGCUAUCUCCAGCAGCAGCAAGAACAGCAGCAACAGCAGCAGCAACAGCAACUGGCCGUGGACCGCAGUGAGGCCCUCAAGCAGUUCUUGUUCGCUGGAACGGCUCCUCAUGCUCCUCCAGUGGCUUACCCGCAACCCGCCACUGCUCAGGCAUACACGACUCAAAUUCCGAAUGGCUCUUCGGUACACCAAGGUCAGGGCAGCUCCCAACCUGGCGGUAACAUUACGCAGCAAUCGUCAGAACUGCUGGCAAUCGAAGACGGCCUUCGCCGAAUCCUUAAGCUGGACUCUUCUCUUCACAUGGGAGUGCAGUCACCAGCAUUCGCCAACGCUCAUUCCACCUAAAACCGCUGUUGAUGCUCUGUUUUACGAUGAGCCUUACGUUAAUUACUCACACUCUCUCAACUGUCACUCGCUACAAGUCUAUUCUCUUUCGACUGUUUGAGGCAAAAUGCCUCCUUACAUACACUAUUUCCUUGCGCACAUUUCAUAGGCAGCUCAUGAGUAUCAGGCCGUGGAUCUACUAAAUCUUCUUUGCUUGCUCGAUAUGAUCCGUCACUUUAGGCGUUUUGGGUGGCCGGUCUCGAUCGACUGCCGGCGUAUUGGUUGCAUUGGGUCGACAGCGGAACAUAUUUUGCUACGCUUUGGGGUCAAUUCCUUACUUUUGUUUGCUUUCGGCGCCUGCUAUUCUUUGGGACUCCCGGAUGGCUUUCCGGUUCAUCAAAUUCGGACUGGGCACAAGGUUGUCGGCUUUCUGAUGGCUUUGCGUUUCGAUUAUGUUCUCAUCAACGAGUCCCACUUCUGCUUAUCUUAUUUUUUCUUUGUUGUUAUUGGUCUUUACAUCUCUUUUUACUCAUAUUCGUUGUUAUACGAGAUAUAUUUCUCUUCGGCAAUGUAAAUUUUGGGGGUUCCGACUUCGAUGGAUUUUUUUGGCCACAUUUGGUAUGGGCAUCAUUGGGGGCUUGUUGUUGUUGUUGCUGUUAUCAGCGAGCGCAGGUCGGAACUGGUUCGUUUUUUUUUCCUUUUUUUUUUUUUUCUUUUGAGGAUACCCAUUGCUGUUGGGCUUUUCAUCUGGGAGGGGAAGGUCAGCGGUGCCGGCCUCCUACAUAAAGCUAUUCGGGCUUUCUUUUUAUUACACUAGAGCAGGGGGGAUGUCGAAGACAGAGGAGGGAAGCCAGCGGGUUGGCUGAGGAUAAGAAUACGUUUGGAGAUGAAACUAUGACGGCCCAGCUGAUGGCGUCACGCAACACACGAACCAGCCCAUGCGGAGAGGUCAUGGAAAGGAAUAAUGAUCCUGGGGCCAACAAUGGUCCAUCCAAGCGUGGUCUUCCUGUCGCCUUUGCGACUACGAGCAUCAACUGCGAAGCACGCAAACAAACAAAAAAAAAUAUUUUUUUUUCUCUUUUCGGGGGGAUACGGUGGUCCAUUGACCAAUUACAGUUGACAUUAAAGCACUUUUGCCAUAUAGAUCUUAAUGUCACAAGCCACAUAUACCCUGUCAAAAGCCGAUCAGCAUAUCAUAAUGAUUGUGAACAAGCAAUUAGGUAUCCUAAGGCGAGUAGUAACUACCAGGCGAUAUUUGGGUGGACAAUGAUCUCACUCAAGCAACUUGAGGAUUGUUACGGAUGGUACUAGGUCUAGUUCUAGGUUCUUACCCGAGUGAAACAGCUUGCGUUUUGAAGUGGUCGUUAGAACAUAAUUGCUAGCGUCUAUAUAACGCUUUUAUGCUCAUAAAGUUUAGUCUUGAUUCUCAUCUGUUGACAAUUACAUCCCCUUUGAUUACUAAAUUCAAAC